UUGACGGGGCGCCACAGGGCUAGUUUACACCCUGUAUAUAUACAGUGGGGUGCAAAAAAAAAGCCACACUAAUUUUUUUUUAUAUUUUAAGCAUAAAAUGUAUAACAAUGCAAAACAAAAAAAAUUGGAUGUGGCAGUGAAAAAUAUAGAGCAGAAAAGAAAACAUCUUACAGAUGUAGACAUUGGACGAAUUAUUGAAGCUGCUGACCAAGGAGAGUCUCACAGAAGCAUUGGAAAGCGUUUUAAACGAGAAAACUCAACUAUUAGUAGAUUGGUAAAGAAAUACAAGCACACUGGUAAAACUGAAAAAGCUGUUGGAUCUGGGAGAAAACCGAAAACUUCAAAAAAGGAUGAUCGCUACAUUCUUAAUGCUGUCAAAAAAAAACGUAAAAUCACUUGUUCUGAGAUAAAACUAGAUUUGAACCAUACUAAUAUCCAAAGUGGACAAUAUCUCGCAUCAUUAAAUCAUCAAGUGAUUUUUUAAAUCAAGCAAAUUAAAAAACCUUUUAUUAGUGAAAUCAAUCGAAAAAAGCGUGUAAAGUGGUGCAUUGAGCACAAAGAUUGGACAUGUGAACAAUGGGCUAACGUUAUCUGGAGCGAUGAGUCUCCAUUUGUUUUGUAUUAUAAUUGUCGAUCUCACUGUUGGAAAUUAAUUGGGUAAAAAUUCAAUCCUCAAACAUGCAAGGCAACUAUUAAACAUGACAAAAAGAUUAAUGUCUGGGGUUGUUUUAGUGCACACAAAGUUGGAAAACUUUACCGGGUGAAGGGCAUUAUGGACCAGCAUUUGUAUCACAAAAUCUUAGUUAACCAGCUUGGACCAAGUAUAAAAGAACUUUUUCCUAAUGGUGACUAUGCCUUUCAACAGGAAAAUGAUCCCAAACAUACAGCACGGUUGAAUAAUAAUUUAUCUAGAAUCUAAAUUGAUUCCAG
Messenger RNA from Hydra vulgaris (swiftwater hydra), 930 nucleotides. The record is from RefSeq and is a predicted model, not a curated record. Lineage: Eukaryota; Metazoa; Cnidaria; Hydrozoa; Anthoathecata; Hydridae.